GUUUCUUGGGUAACAAAAAAGGGGUUGGGGGGAUGUGAUGGGAGCCACUUUAUUCUCUGAGGACUGCCAGAGCUCUUGGGAUGGGUUUGGUCUGUGUGACCCAGAACCCAGGUCAGCCAGUGUUGCCAAGGGUGCCUGCAGUGGGUUCACUUCCCCACUGAGACGUGAUGUGAAUUCUUUUUCACCCAUCUUGGUGUCUUUGAAAGCUGGUGAGCAGCAUAAGGGGGAAGACACCACAUGGGGAACAGGAUCACACAGAAUAUUUGGCUGUACCAAUUUGCACUUGAUCCAUUAUUACAGUGAUUGAUCUAAUUGAUAAAGAAUGAUAAAUAGACUGUGGAUAAAAAGAAGCUGUGGCAAACUUUGUAUUGCAAGUUUGUUCUCAAAUUCUGGGGGCUUUGUUUUGAAGAAAAUGUGGUUUACAAGGAAGUGAGCAUGUCCAUUUUGGAUGUGUUAGCAACUGUUCAUGCUACUUGUUCAUUUACUACAAUUGAUAGGUGAGGUGAAUGCAACUGAUGUAGAAAAGAUGAGUCAGCUGAUGGUAAAAGCAAAUAGGUGUUUUCAGUAGUAAUAUAUUUUCAGUGUUUACUCUUUGAUUUGCUGUAGGUUAUUAUAAAUGCAGUGUAUAGCAUACUGUGUAGUCACUGACUGGUAAAAGACUGAGGAAGUUUUAGAUAAGCAUGAUGUUUAGGUUUUUUAGAAGAAAGCCCAGGAUAAAAUAAAUCAUCUACUUAAGAGAAAUCGAAAGGGAGGGUGUAGGUCUGAAUAGGGCUGUUUCACCCAAAUGGAGUAAGCUACACAGACUUUUUGGCUAAUGUGUAUUCUUAAGUGUAUUGCUAACUUAAAGAUCACAUUUAAAUUUUUAGGUCCACGCUUUAGCUUGGGUUUGAUGUGUAAAGCAUUUGAUUUUCUAAUUGAAUGGGACCACUUAAAAUUGUUGUUUUUCUUUUAUUAUUCUUAAGGAUUCCUUGGCAUUAGGCUUUCUGGGCUUUUUUUCUCCAGACUUCCUAAAAUGCUGGUCUUGAGUUUUCUUUUGAAUUCUAGUCCUGCUUUUUGAGAAGGGUUUAAAAUUUUGCUGGUUUAGGAAAGCUAGAACAGUUAAGUGUAACUUUUCCUGCCAGCAACAAGAGCUGCAUUUGCUGAUGUUCUUUAAACUCAUUUUAACCUUCAAACUACUCAACUGUGCAACUUUUUUUAUCCUAUGUUGAAUUCGCUUACCUGAUUUUCCUUAUGCUCUUAAAUAGCUCAAGGACUUUUUCUCAAGCUCAAGAAAUUACUGAGACUGAACUAUACAAGCCACCUCCCUCCAAUCCUGCCCCUCUGCUGUUGACUAAAUACCUUGUUGCUCAGCUGUGGGCCUUCCUCCACAAAGGUGUUACUGCUGGGCUGCACUGAAGGAGCCUUUCUUCUUCUCCAUGUGUGAAAUCACCUUUCUGUAAGUACAGCUGACGUAGUUCUUCAGUUCAAGGAGCCAUAUUCUGGAGUGAAGAUGCCAAGAGCCCUGGAUGCAUGGAGAUAACGAUGUUUGUCUGAAGAGCCAUACCUAAAGCCAAAAUAAACACCAUAUGGUCAGGGAAAGGGGCCAGGAAAAGAUGAGGAAGGCACAGCAGCAGCUGAAGUUGAUAGGACACAAAAUGGACUGAAGGAAUCACAGGGGCCAGGUAACCCCAGGGUACUGUACCACAGGCUGUACUAGCCCAAGUUAUGCCUUUCUGGUACUAUCAGCUGUCCUUGCAGGGCAUGGUGGAACAGGUAGGAUUGCAGAGGGCAACAGACCAGCAUCUGAGUUUAUUGGCUUCUGGAAGAUGACUUAUCUUCACUCAAAUGGCUCUUUCACAUUAAUACUUACAGAAUCCCAGGCAAGUCUCACCAGAGAUUAAGAGAUGCAUCUCCCUGGAUAGACAUUUUUGUUCCUGAUGCUGUUUGUUUAAUGCAUCUGUGAGGAUGACACCCAUCAACAAGUGCUUGUUUAGCCAACUCCAGAACCUCUCUGGUCCAGCCUUCAAAGCUGUCUUUGAGCUCACUGGCCUCAGCACAGCUUUGUGCAGCUGUCUGCUGGCUGUGGGUGCAUCUCCAGCACAAUGCCCGGGGUUUAUCCCGUGUCACCUGGAAGCUACACUGGCUGCUCCGGUAGCACUAGAGGGGGCCCUAGGACAGAAGAGGGAAGGGCGGGGGAGGAAAAAUGGGGGGACCAACCCCCCACCCUAAAUGGGUGUCCAAGAUCUAUCUUGAAACUGCUGAGACUACAGUGCGUUGCUGGUUUUGACCUCAUUCAGCUCUAAGGGCUUUCUGCUACUGUAGCAUAUGUCCUUUGCAUAAUGUAUGUCUGAUUCAAGGCAGAGGGAAUGAGAAUCCUCACAGGCUGUUUACAGGAUUGUGUCCCUGGCCGUGGCAACAAAAGACAAGAGCUCGCUUUGUUACCAUUAAUAUUGACACUUGGCAGGAAAACAGAUCCACUAUAUACUUGCUUUUCACACAAAAUCUGUUUGCCCCAUGACCAUGUUUUUCCUUUUUUUUUACCCUUAGUUCCCCUAUAAGAAGCCCCCUGGGUGUUUCCAUUUUCAUAAUGUGCAGCAUAUUAUACUGGGGUGUCAUGGAUAUCUCUUGACAGUCAGCCUUGUGUGAAAGGGCUCAAAUAAUGCGUUCAGCUUUGUCAGUGUAAAUCCUGAUAAUUCAACCCUGGCUUGUGGCAGUGGUGUGGGGCUUAUGCUGGCAUAACUGAGCCCAAGAGUCGGUGAUAAACAUGCAACUUGUGGAUCUGUGAAGUGUUUUGAGGUCGUUUUGUUAAAGUAAAAUUCUAAUCGGGGGUGAAAAUGAGUAUGAGAAUGAUGGAAGAAACACGUAGUGUUCAAUCUUGGGUAAAAUCUUGUAAGACAGUCUCUGUUAUCUGGAGCAGCCUGGAGGUGAGAUCAGGUCCUGCAGCCAUCUGGCAGCUCAGGAAAGGGAGCAGGGAUAUGGAGCUGACGCCACUCACUGACUCCAGAAUCAGAAAAACCAAAUCACUUCUACCAAGGGGAAAAGUAAAAUCACACUUCUGCCUGCAUGUAAGAUUUAUCUGCGCAAUUAAAUGAUUGUGUCUGUAGCUGGUAGAAAAACAUUCCAUUAUAUAAUCCCAGUGGGAGGAACACUCUGCAAUGUCUCUUUAAGUGCAUUGUCUUACUGAAGGAAACUGCCUAUCUAAAGCCGAGUCAACAUAUAUGGUAAAAAGUAGUUUUUGCUCUCAGAUUAGACACAGAUAUCCCCCUCUCAAGUUUUAUUUCUCAGCCUAUUUUUUUCUCUCCCUUCUCUUUCAGAAACUGUGCAAACAAGGGUGAAUUCCAGUAUAAAUGGAGUAUAAACAAAGUUCGUAUAUGGUAUAAGCAUAUGAGAACCACAUGGGAAUGGUAUUCAUUUAAUUUUAGUUGAGUGAUAUAAUAACUAGAAGUGAAAGGCCACGUAACAAGGCAAAGGUAUUUUAGAAAUAGUGCUUCCUGUGUGAAUGCUGAAUUGUUACAUAUAUCCACACUUAGCCUAAGAACCUGCCUCUAUGUUCACAUUCCUUUCAUUUUGCUUCUCUGAGGUGUCUGACACAUACAGAGGGCUGUUCACAAGGAAUAAUACACAACUGAGUUUUAUUUGCAAUAUGCAUUGCAUGAACUAUGAUCUCAUAUAACAUUGAACACAUACUGUUCAGUAAUAAUUAGUAGAGGAUGUUGUAAGAGCAGAAAAGGUUCAUACUUUAGAAGUGUUCUUUGAUGCUUUGUAAUUUAAGUCGCACCAGAGAUUUAAUUUCCUUAAAUUACACCCUAAUGUGUAUGAAGAGUCACAUUUUCUCUUCUAAAUGCAUGGAUAUAUAUAAAAUGUAACUCUUUCAGUAAGAUUGCAGCGAUAAUUUUCCCCUUAGGAGAUGGCAUUAGAUGCUCAAAGAAUUGCUUAACUUGUUAAUUGAGCCAACAUACUCACCAAGAAACUCACCAUGCUAUGUGGAUGUCAGAAAGCAGUUUGAAUAUAGAAAUUUGUCACUUAGGAAAGUCUUGGCUGGAUGUUAGAUUUCCAUUAGGUUAGAGCGGGUUAGGGAAAAAAAUUAAACUUUAGAAAUUCACAGUGGAAGUUCUGAGCUUAAAACAUCAAUUUGCAAUGCUGUGCCCUCAAGUAAGCAGCACAAGUUCAAGCAAAUAACUUCUGUCAUGGCUCUCCCAAUAGACACCCUGCUGGAAAUGCUUCCUACACUUCAUAAGUAAACAGGCUUUCCUGGGAGCAAAACAUAGAGCCUGAUGUAUUUUCUCCCAGCAAGUAGCAGUGGUACAAGGUGAUUUUUCAGUUUGGCUUUCUUGGAACAUAAUAAUAGCUUGGAAUUGCAUGUUGUGAAGUAUUUCUGCAAAGAGAAGUGCAGAGGAUUCAUAAUGAUAACCUGGUCUAUGAUCCCAUUGCUUUGCAAGCUGAGGAAGCCUUUGGAUUCUGCUAGUGCAGUCAGAACCAGCUGCUGGCAGCCAGGCAGUGCUGUCAGCUCAUGUUUUAGUUUGAUAGGGCAGACGUGGGUCUUUCUGCAGAAGGCAAACAAGCCAAGUGCAUUUACUGGUACAUGCAUGGAUGCUCUGGGAUGCUUUUUACUGUCUCUAACAUGAAUAUUCCAGUGAACUGCACAAGGAUUCUCCUACAAUGGCACAUUUUACCAGGCCUGUACUUUUCCUUGGAAGUUGUUAAUACAGCUGUUUUUCCUCAAUGUAAGAAAGAUGAGAAAGCAGUGCAGGAUUGCUGGAAGGCCUGGGAGUUGUUUUAAUCCCUUGAUGUCUUGCACUGCCUCCCCCUCACCACAGAGAUGUCCCUGUGCAGCUGCCUGGCCUGGGCUGAGCCCCUGAACAUGUGUAUUGGCAGCUGUUGAGAGCCAGACACAAGGGCCUUAACAACUGUGCAUAAUCCAGCUGCUGCUCUGCAGGUGUUAUCCUCCAAACUGGGGAGUUCACUUUUAGAUAAUUGAGAAUUCGAUUAAAUUGUAAGAGAGAGUAAAUAGUCUGUGCUUAAAUGCACUCCUGCUGCAUUUUAUUUUUUAAUAAGAUGAACUUGUUGCAAUGUCAGUGAAACUCGGAAAUGCUCAGGAUGUGAUAAUGUCCAGGCUGGAUGUGUGGUCAUGUUUCAGUUACAACAACUCAGGCACAGACAACAACAGUGUAGCAACUGUCUGUUAUCUGGUACUGUCAACACAUGUGGAAAAGUACCUGGAAAGAAUAUGAAAAUAUGGAAAUGUUAUUUCCAAGUGCAGAGUGUCUGCUGGGGAAGAGGGAGAGAGGAGGAGAGCAAUGUUUCUUCUAAAAGAUGUGCCUGAUUCAACAAGGCACCAAAACUUAAAUAGCUCCUCUUGAUUUCAAUGAAGACAGCAAAGGGCAGCCUCAGGUUGUGGGUCACCCUAGGCUUAUGAUGUGUACAGUUUCUUCAGUGACAUGAAGUAUUUCUACAACUAAAAUUUCCAUGGAAAAUAGAUGCUUUAAAAUAAACAGACUUAACUUCCUUAAUACAUGCAAACUCAAAAGUUCACGGUUAACCACUGAAAAAUGCAAAAGGCCAAGGAAAGGUGGAAAUACCUCUGCUGGUAAAAAAUUCGGCCCUCAUUACUUCUCCCUGAAAUUAUGGUGGCUAUGGCAUAUAGAUGAACUCUGCAGAACAGCUAGUGUAAGCUCUGUUUAAUGGCACCUGUCUUCAUGUGAUUCCUGAGGCGGUGUUUAUUAAGAAUACAAUUUUCUUUAACAGCUUUUCUCCCGCAUCCUCAGUGGCUGAUAUUGCUCCAGCAAGGAAAUCCUGGUGGCUUUCAGAAUAGUAGCAGCAGAACUGGUGAUACAUCUGGAAUGAGAUGGACUAGAAGCUGGCUCAUUCUUCCUGGGUUCUGUAUCUGGGCUUUGUCAAUAUUCACUUUCUGCAUCUAUUUAAUGAUAACACCAUUGAUUUAUUGGUUAAAUUGUAAGUCAAAAGAACUCAGUUUUGCCUCAGAGCUUUCCCACUAGCUGGUGAGCUUUUCAAUUUAUCUUCCAUUUUCUGUCUCCAUCAAAUAGAAACUACUUGUCCAAACUAUCCCCCUCCUCUAAAUGGCCACUGAAUUUGCAGCUAGGACAUUUUUGUCAUAAAUUGUUUAUAAUAUCUUCUAGCCAAUUUUAGGUAAAACAAUGGGUUUUUUCAUCUUGAGUGAUUGAAUAUGAGUAUCUACUAGGAACCACUCCCAUAGUUAAGUUAAAUGAAAGCAACACAAAAAGUUACCUGAGUUUUUGUGAUGGUGAAUAACUCCAAAUAUUCAGAGUUCCCAUGAACAGAGCUUCCCAUGAACAGAGUUCUGGAGAGGACUAAAAAAUGUCUGCUCAUGUAGAUGUAAAACAUGCUCAGUUUUUUUGAGAGCCCUUACCUCUGAAUGCUGAGAAAUUGGCAUAAUGCAGUGUAGCAAAACCAAAUCUCUGUUCUAAUUAAGACUUACUUGGAUUUUUCAGUUUUUCCCAUUCCCUGGCUGAAAUUUCCUGAGUCUUGUAACCAUUUAACAAUAUGUUACUAACCAUCCAUUAUGUCCUGCUUUAUUCUCUUUUAGAUGAAAGAGCCAUGUAAAAAAAAAGCAUUCGCCAGCCCCUGUGACUGCAUUUGAGCGAUAAUGUCAAUGGAAUUAACACAUUGCCAUUGUUGAAUGGUCUCCUGUGGCUAUAUAAACAUCAAGAUUUGUUGGUACUGUCUCACCUAAUGCAAUGCAGAACUGACUAAUGAGGAUGUGGCACAGAAGCAGUUUGGAACUCCUUGGGUCACAAAAUCGUUGAAGAUGGCUGCACUGCAGAAGCCAAAGCUGGUCAGUGGGACAUGCAGCCCCAGCCAUUGCUGCAGAUCCUUCCUCUCUUUGUCCCUUUGGACAUCAAAGGCUCACAAGGGGACAGCCCUGGCGGGAAGCUCCUCCCUGCUCAUUAGCCUCCAUAAAACAGGAACUCACCUUGGCUAGCUGUGCUUGGAGUCCCAUCCUCAUCCCGCUCACUCUUGACACUGGAUCUCGGAAGGAAGGGCUUGUGCUUGCUUCAGGAAAUCAGACCUGCUUUUGAACUGGACUAUUUUGGCUCCCCUUGUAAGAACUCUGGGGCUCCGUUGGUCGUGCAAGCUCCUCGACGUCACAGUACAUGGAAAAAUGCAAGCUUUACCAGACGUGAAAGCGCCGUGUGAGGCCCUUCCUUCCCCCAGCCUGGAGCCCUUCCCACAGAGCUCCAUCGUGGUCACCCUCGAGGACAUGGGGCUCUGGAUGAAGUUUCACCAGAUAGGCACUGAGAUGAUCAUCACCAAAUCUGGCAGACGAAUGUUUCCACAAUGCAAAAUCAAAGUCUCUGGCUUAAUCCCAUAUGCCAAGUACCUCAUGCUGGUAGAUUUUGUGCCAAUGGACAACUUCAGGUACAAGUGGAAUAAAGAUCAGUGGGAAGUUGCUGGAAAAGCAGAGCCCCAGCUCCCUUGUCGCACCUAUGUCCACCCAGAUUCCCCAGCUCCUGGCAGCCACUGGAUGAAAGAACCUGUCUCCUUCCAAAAACUGAAGCUCACUAACAACACUUUGGAUCAACAUGGGCAUAUCAUCCUGCACUCCAUGCACCGUUACAAGCCACGCUUCCACAUUGUGCAGGCAGAUGACCUCUUCAGUGUCCGCUGGAGCAUCUUCCAGGUGUUCAGCUUCCCUGAGACUGUGUUCACCUCUGUCACUGCCUACCAGAACGAGCAGAUUACAAAGCUCAAGAUUGACAACAAUCCAUUUGCUAAAGGUUUCCGUGAACAUGGGAAGAACACUCGAAGGGAAGGACGAGCCAAAUGCCAGAAGCCCAGUCCAGCCAAGAGCCAGAAGAGGAAGUUGCCUGAGGAAAAGGAGCCUGGUGCUGAGGAACGUGAUUUUGAGAAGGAUGAGAAUGUAGAUGUGAAGGAAGAGAGUAACCCCGUGGUGGUCAGCAGUGGAUAUCCCUUCUGGGGCUCGGAGCAGAACAGCAGCCAGGCCUUCCCUCCAGCCUCACCAGUGCCUGCUGACCAGAGGGAGGGUCUGGCUAGAGAGCAGCAAGUGCCAACGCCGUCUUACCAGACAUACCGGUUCCACGAAGCUGGGGACAGCCAGCAGCUUCCCACCCGCGAUGCUGCGACCUUGAACGAUUUCCGGGCAAGGUGCCACGCCUUGGAUCUCACCACAGUGCCCGAGCACGACUCCAAACAGCUCCCAGAGGGCUUCACCAACCUGCCCCCACUGCCCCCACCUCUGCCUCCUCCCCAGGACUACACAGGAGUGGUGAACAUGGCUCUGGACUCUGUGGGGAAAGCCGGGGCCCGGGCGCCCAUGUACAGUCCCUAUGGCACCGAGCAGGGCCUCGGGCAGUGGGUGGUGCCUUCCCACAGCCAGUACAGGGCAAUGAGCUACUCGGCCUUCUCCACGGAGUACAACACACAAGGGACUCCGGGACAUGCCCACAGCACCAUGGCAGAGUGGAGCCAGUACCCUCUGUUCCCCUACGCCUGCUGGUGAAGGGGGAGGACCCUUCCCAGUGAAAAAACUGAAAGAGAAUUGUAAAUGAGAUUGGAUUUUCUCUGGGGUGUUGGACUUUUGAAGCUUUGCCUACACUAGGCAGAGGUAUUGCUGCAAGCAGUAGCGUGGGACACCAUCACUUCCUUAUCUCCUUGCACAACCCUCACCAUAUUUCACAAGCAGUGGUUAAAUUGAUGGCUGCCCCAGCCAUGUCUUGUGGGUCAGGCUCAAUGUGUUCUGUAGUGUUUUUUUUCCCAGCAGGAGUAGGAAACCACAGAUCUGCAAGAACAGUAUUUAAAGAGCUGCUGAACUCACAGUCACAGUGUUGGCACCUCACAUUUGGCAGUUUCCAGCAUCCCUCCCUCCUGGGACUUGGUGAGAGGAGAUAGGGGCUGAGGACUUUCAAUAAGCCAUCCACGUGGCCAAAAAGCUGCAGAAAAUAUUGCAAAGAUGAGCAAAGCAAGCAAUCCUGGUGACCUUUGAGCAGCUUCCUCAGUUAGUAUAGUCAAACUAAAGCUAGAGUCUUGCCUUUCUUCCAGCAGCGGAUGAGAGUAAAAUGCACAGUAAGGCAUGUCUGGAGCACAGCAGUGGGUUGUGCAGGCAGGGAAGAGUUUGUUAUAUGCAGGAGGAGCAGCAGCAAGGCUGUGUGGUGUCUUCCUGUCCCCGUGCCCAUCCCUCCUCUGUCAGCCCUAGAUUCGAGGUCAAUGAAACGCUCUUCAUUCUGUGGAGGUGGAGGGAGGUUGUUCAUGGAAUGUGGGGUCUCCUCUGGGGCUUUCCAAGGUUGUCAGAAGCAAGGCCAUGAACAGCAGUGCUGCUGUGUCACUCCAACCUCUCCCUUUAGAGGGAAAGGAAAUUUUCCGCUGUGAACUUACUCCUUCUCCCGCUUCCCACCACCCCUGGAGAAUAUCAUUUAUAGUUGUGGUUCCUGCGCUGCUCUGUGAGUGUGUGAAGUCAUCUGGCUGCUGUUUGGGAGUCUGUAGGGAUCUGUCCACAUUCAGUUAUCAGAGUGGUUCCACCUCCCUUCUCCCUGGUCCCAUCCUGGGCAGGAGCAGCCUGUGCAGUGCCGUGCAAGCAGGGAUUCUUUUCAUCUUCCUGUUAGAAGGGGGAGGCCUCCCUGUUUACCCAAGUGCAGAUGGCCCUGGCAUUGGGGACUAGGUGAGACAGGCUCUUUGCUUCUCAGGGAGGAUAGACAUGUUCCUAGGUGUUAUUUAGGGAAUGUUUUCUUGUCACACUGAUAGCUGCUGUGUGGCCUGCAGCCAUCAGUAGGCAGUGAGGUGUGUCAUUUAGCCUGUGUGCCAGAUGGUUUUCUCUGUGUGCACACACGUGUGUGUGUGUGGCAAGAUACUGUCUCUGAGCAGACCUGGGCAGGCUUGUGCCCAGUGCCUCAGGACCCCUGUGCAGGGACACUGGGAAAGGCUGUGCACGGGCUUUUGGGGCACUAGCUCAGCACUGUGCAUGUGCAUAGCAUAGGGAUGUUGAGCUGUGUUGUUAUUGUUAAAAUUACUGUGAAAAGUAGUCCUGUAAAUUAUGGACUCAACUACAAUGACUGUUGCCUUAUUUAAACUGUAUAUUGCUAACUGCUUUUAUACCACAAUUAUGAUAUGUACAGAGCAGCUGAGUACUUCUCCUGGGCUUCCCAGGAUUUGAGGAUGUGCAGCAUUGAAAUAAAGGUCAGACUUUGCCACGGUACAUGUACAUAAUGCCCUGUGAGCCUCCCCUCUGAUGGCAUCCUGGCCAGUAGUGAUUUGUACCUGCUGUGCAUGACACACAUGUGGAUGUGAGCGACUCACUUAAAAGGAAAUCUGGCUGGGAAAAAAAUGUGGAGCAGGUUUUUUUCUAAUGCCAGAAUGUCGUGGUUUCCUGCUGUCCAAAUGCCAGCUGUGUGAAGGCAGGUCAGCUGUAAAAGGCUGUCUCUGGCCAUUAGUAGUUAAUUUUGCCACCACUGUCUUUCACAUCUUGGAAAUGAGAUGAGCAGAAUGGCUGGGGAGGUGAGUGAGUGAGUGCCUUGAGCCUCAUGUGCAGGGACCCGAGGGGGGUACUUUGUGCACGACACAGAAUCGCUGCCAGCAGCAUGCCUGUAAAAGAGAGAAUACAUCCCCCACUGGCUACCUGGUUAGCUCUUUCUUUGUCUUUGUAGCUGGGAUGUGUUUCCCUGUCACAGAGUGCUAAUAAGGAUGAAAUGUUGCGGUGAGUAUGAGUAACUGAGGGGAACUGGGCAGCACUGGGAACUCCUGUGAAAAUACGAGUGCAAUGCUGUUUCUUUCAAACCUUCGCAGUAGCAGUGCAGGUGCUGCUGCCCCCUGGGCCUAUGGCUGGAGGUGGUUUGGCAGACGACUCUGCACUGGGGUAGAAGACUCAGCUUUGGGCCUAGGACGAGCCAUCAAUUACUCAUCAGCCUUCUGUUGCAACAGGACUGCUUGCCGCUCUUCAGUGAAUCAUCCAGCUUGCUAGAGAAGUACCUAUCCUUUCUCUCUCCCUGCCUCUGAUUAGAGACUGCGCUUGGCUGGUUUGGGAGGCCUUUGGAGAUUUUGCCUGUAGGUGUGCUCUGGACUCUGCUCCCGCCCCCUCCCUUUGCAGUUCCCACUGGCUUGUUUUCUUCAGCUGUGGCAUUUAAAGUCUGUAUGAGCUCGACUGAAAUGCUGUUUUUGCACUCAUGUGAGAUAAUGUAAUGCCUCUGACAGCUUCAAUAAAAGGAAAUGAGACAUGCGGAAGUCAGGCCAUUAAGACUAAUAAAAUAAACUCGAAAAUGUA
Messenger RNA from Corvus hawaiiensis (hawaiian crow), 11230 nucleotides. Its product is annotated as T-box-containing protein TBX6L. The record is from RefSeq and is a predicted model, not a curated record. Gene Ontology annotation, molecular function: DNA-binding transcription factor activity, RNA polymerase II-specific; RNA polymerase II cis-regulatory region sequence-specific DNA binding. NCBI's taxonomy places the organism in Eukaryota, Metazoa, Chordata, Aves, Passeriformes, Corvidae. Gene Ontology annotation, biological process: regulation of transcription by RNA polymerase II; positive regulation of DNA-templated transcription; cell fate specification. The coding region runs from base 7121 to 8479 and encodes 452 amino acids. Gene Ontology annotation, cellular component: nucleus. The transcript has 13 exons.